Messenger RNA from Penaeus chinensis, 1744 nucleotides. RefSeq lists its product as uncharacterized. The transcript has 5 exons. Bases 1 to 1617 code for a protein of 538 amino acids. Gene Ontology annotation, cellular component: extracellular matrix. The record is from RefSeq and is a predicted model, not a curated record. NCBI's taxonomy places the organism in Eukaryota, Metazoa, Arthropoda, Malacostraca, Decapoda, Penaeidae.
AUGAUUGAAAUGGUUAUUGCAACACCAGUCAUUUCAUUGGCGAGCCUCCUGCUGGUGGCGUGUUUGAGCCUGGCGGUUCAGGCGGCGUCUCCUCCCGAGAGUCCUGCCCCGGCAGCUCUCCUGGACACGGCUCUCCAACAGGAGGAAACGCAGGUCUUCCCUCAGCCUCUAGUGCACCUGAGUGACUCCUUCCAGCAGAGAGCCGCCGCCCAGAUCCCCCUCUAUGGGGACUCUGAGGUCGAUCUCGAGGGCGAAGGACGAAGCUUCGCCCCUCAAGGCGGUGUAGCCAGGCAGCACGGCAGCGCUGCCCCGGAGGCGGAACAGAGUCGAAUCCAGGGACAGACCUUCCGCCAGGGGCCCUUCUCCCAGGCGCGCAGGUAUGGCCAGACCUCUCACCGCCUGGAGGCUCUGUACAGCCAGAGGGAGAACCAGAACCAAGCUGCUGCGUCAUUCCAGACCCAAAGGUCACAGAGCAGAUUCUCGGGGUCAUCCUCCGAGGGCCGCUUCCAAGAAGACGAAGAUUCCAGGGCCUCUGGUGAGGGAGUGAAGCCAAGUGCCCAGAGGUCGAGCGCGUCCAGGGGCAGCCAGAAGUACAGGGCCGCAGACGGAGACCUGGAAUCCAUGCGAGUUGAAAAGGAAAUGGGCAGCUACCAGUAUUCCUAUGACAUCCGUUCCGAAGACACUGGUGACAUGAAGUACCACAAAGAAAGCAGGGAUGGCGACAGGGUGACCGGAGAAUACCGCGUCAGGGAACCGGAUGGCUCUAUGAGAAUCGUCCGGUACACUGCUGACAAGGACAACGGAUUCCAGGCCACGGUGGAGUAUAUGCCAAAGGAAACCGAUGAAGAGCCUGAAUUUGGCAUGAAGAUGUCCAGCAAGAAUCCCAGAACUCAGGGCCCUCGAGUAAGAAGCCAGAGCAGGAGGCCUCUGACGGGCCCUUCAGAGAGUCAGCCGGAGAAUUCCAAUAGUAAUUUCCGAGGGUCGGAGAGUUCUUCACGAGUACAGAGCGAGGCUUCAGAAGGCAAACGUGGUAGUGUGAACAGUGGAGGAGAUAUUGGUGUUCCCACAGCUGAUAGAGAUUUGUCCGUCUUUGUUUCCUCUCAGGCUUCUCAGCUUGAUUCAAGUCAACAGGAGUUCCAGUCUCAGGAUAUAGGCUAUAGUGAUAAUGCACAAGCUUCCCAGCAGCAGUAUUUUACUGGUCAGGAGAACGACCAAAACCAGAGACAAGUUCAACUGCAGUCUCAGUUACAGUCUCGGUUCAGGAAUCACUUCAAGGGCUCAAAAGAUAGCUCCUUGCAAAAUGAAAAUGAAAAUGCUCACGCCGGGGAACAGUUCCAGCAUGAACAAGAAUUUCAAAGCCAUUCACUGAAUCAGAAUCAGCUACAGACCCAAGUAGCCGGUGGAUUCCAGAACCAAGAAGUUAGAGGCUUCCAAAAUCAAGAAGUUGGAGGCUUCCAUAAUCAAGAAAUUGGAGGCUUCCAAAAUCAAGAAGUUAGAGGCUUCCAAAAUCAAGAAGCUGGAGGCUUCCAAAAUCAAGAAGUUAGAGGCUUCCAAAGUCAAGAAGUUGGAGGCUUCCAAAAGUCAAGAAGUUGGAGGAUUCCAAAAUCAAGAAGUUGAAGGAUUCCAAAAUCAAGAGGUUAGAGGCUUCCAAAAUCAAGGAGUUGAAGGCUUCCAAAACCAACAUGCUAACCAGUACCUGAACAAAUACAGAACUCGUUUCCAGCAUCAAGAAACAGACAGUUUC